ACGUUUUGUAUUGUCAAUGUUUUCAAUCGAUGUAUAAUCACCGAAUUCAAUACAAAUAAAAUGUACACUAUUUAAAAAUACAAACAUUACAAUGAAGUGUGUAACUGUUAUUUUUUGAAUGCGUACGUCCGGUGCAAAAUUUUCAAUUUAUCUUGAAGCGCCAUGUAUUCGAGCUUGAAUAAUUGGUCGGGCUCUUUUUUCCGUCCAAUUUCUAUUCAACUUGGAAUACAUUUGAAGUUCUCAGGUUGUUGGUUGUUGGUUGUUGUGCGCAAUGUUCCAACUCUCAGCAUUCACACCCAAAAAAAAUAACGCGUUUGACGUAACACAAGGCCCACGCGACGAGGGCGGUUAAAUGACGUUGUUUGCUUUUCGAACAAAAUGUUGCUGCAGCGUCAACACACUGGUGACGCUGAAUGAGUUGAAAAAGGCUAACCCUACGUCGUUGUCAACUGCGUUUUAUUGCGACUCGCUUCGCCACUCGUAUCUCGCGUGUUCUAAUUCGGCCUCCGUAGUUUCGCAUUGUGGCAGCCGUUGCUAGGCUACCGUGACCGGUUCCCGUAAACACGCCUAACCCUUCGACGCCACGGUAAACCACGAAAUCAAAGAAACAAUACCACCGUAGAUUAUUUGAGGAAUGUAAAAUAUCCAUUUGUUGACUUAUACUGAAGAGUUUUGCGGAUUUGAGCGUCAGCCCACCCGAGAAGUUUGAAGCCCACCAGAGAUGCCUGCUACUGACCUUUUGGCCAAGGAGGAGAAGUACAAGCUGCUAAAUGCAAAGCUGGAGGCCAAAGCGGCCAAUCUGGCAAUGCAAGCAGAUCAACUGAAGAAAGAACGAGAUGAUUUUCUGUCCAAGCCUUCAGGCGCGCUCCCGCUGCAGGAUUCCGAGGAUGAAAAAGCCGCAAGGUCUUUCCUCCCAUAUUCCCAAAACAUGCACGUUAGUGUUGAAAUGAAAACCGAAAUAGUGCCCUGGCCCCGGCCCCGGCACCGGCCGGCUGGCGACCGUCCGUCCAGGGUCGACGCCGCCUCUCGCCCAAAGUCAGCAGCAGAAAAUGGAUCGAUUGCAAUCACCCAUGUUUGUUUCUUCUACUUUCCAUUCUCUUCCAGUAACACCAAGGAUCGAGAAACACCUGUGCCUAAGCCUCGCAAGGCGGAACCCAAAAAGUCACCGACGUCGGAAGCACCGGCGCCCCAUUCGAACCCGGCAGUUUGCGGAGACGCUUCGGGAGAUUCCGCCGAAUCCUUCGUGGCGACGGCGAUCAAAAACAUAGAGGGCAGGAUGAACCGUUUGGUCCCUCACGACAACGUGUUCGGCGGUGGCGACAACGAAGGGACGGGCGUUUCUUGUGCACAAGUCCAUGCCCUGAUGGCCAAUAUCAAGAUGAUGCAAGAGGAAAUGGAUCAGCUUCUCAGUGAAAGAAAAAGGAAGGAUGAUGAAAACAUCAAGCUGAACACCAAAGUCAAGCAGCUGGAGGAGGAUCGGAUCAAGCUCCAGAGGACCGUCAACAUCCAGCAGACCAAGACGGACAAGCUCAAAGCUUCGGAAAGCGAGGCGGCCGUCAAACGCGACAGCCUUCAGCUGCAAGUGUCCGCUUUGCAAAAGGAAAUGGAAAAGCUGAAUAAAUCCAGCAGGCAAGGAGCAGCCGCUCACAACGCCGUGGAGCUCCGUCUCACCAGAGCUCUGGAUGAGGCGGAACGCUUCAAGUCGGAACUCAACAAAAGCAAACAGAUGAACAGGGACAAGACCAACGAGGAACAGCAGACUCGGGAAAAUCUACUGGCGGAAAAUAAACUGCUGAAAAAGCAGAAAGGGGAACUGGUCGUGGGUUUGAAGAAGCAGCUCAAGCUGAUCGACGUUCUUAAAAGACAAAAGAUGCAUCUUGAAGCUGCCAAACUGCUCUCGUUCACAGAGGAAGAGUUCAUCAAGGCCCUCGACUGGGGCAAAACAUAAAAGACUUCCUCCUAUUCCUUCCGAGGUCGUGGGACAUCGCUAAUGUAGCUACUGUAUUUUACCUCCUUUCGCUAAACAUGAAUGAUCCCCCAAAAAAAAAAAUGACAUUAAAACCAUUGCCGUGGACCCACC
Molecule: messenger RNA, 2080 nt
Organism: Phyllopteryx taeniolatus (common seadragon)
Lineage: Eukaryota; Metazoa; Chordata; Actinopteri; Syngnathiformes; Syngnathidae
Gene: tex9
Product: testis expressed 9
Exons: 10
Coding region: 722-1948 (408 amino acids)
Source: RefSeq, a predicted model, not a curated record